This is a messenger RNA of Cryptotermes secundus, 643 nucleotides long. It is a transcript of the gene HINT1, whose product is annotated as histidine triad nucleotide-binding protein 1. Gene Ontology annotation, molecular function: hydrolase activity. The record is from RefSeq and is a predicted model, not a curated record. Gene Ontology annotation, cellular component: cytoplasm; nucleus. Gene Ontology annotation, biological process: purine ribonucleotide catabolic process. The coding region runs from base 98 to 565 and encodes 155 amino acids. The transcript has 3 exons. Lineage: Eukaryota; Metazoa; Arthropoda; Insecta; Blattodea; Kalotermitidae.
UUAAAAUAGAAAGGUAUCUAUAAAAAAGUUGCGGAUUAAUGGUAAAAGAACAAUAUUUAACAGUGCAUACAAAACGAAAGUACUGCAAACACCUGUCAUGCUACUUGCAAAAAUCUUAAACAUUGCAUGUCGACCAAUCAAAACACUGCCUUGCCAAACAGCUGGUUUUAUACGAAGUGCAAAAAUGGCUGAAGAGGUAGAGAAGGCUAGGUUUGCAGGGCCAGGCGGUGAUACGAUUUUUGGCAAGAUAUUAAGGAAAGAAAUCCCAUGCAAUUUUAUUUACGAGGAUGAUCAGUGUGUUGCCUUCAACGAUAUUAGUCCGCAGGCACCAACCCAUUUCUUGGUGAUUCCUCGCAAGCCGAUCUCCCAGUUAUCUAGAUCAGAAGAUUCUGAUGAGCAGCUGCUGGGACAUCUUUUGAUUGUUGCCCGGAAGCUUGUUAAGGAUCUGGGUCUCACUAAUGGAUUCCGUGUGGUUGUGAAUGAUGGGCCAGAUGGCUGUCAGUCUGUUUAUCACCUGCAUGUUCAUGUUCUGGCUGGGCGCCAACUUGGCUGGCCCCCUGGUUAGUAAGUUGACGUUUUUUCAAGGCCUUCAUUAUGUCACUGUUAUUGGGAAAUUCUGGGUAAAAUAAAGUUUCUACUGGUA